UUUAAUAUAAGUGUUUAAUAUUAAUAUUAAAAAAACUGUGUAUAAAUUAGUAUUCGUAUUUUAAUUAAAAAAAUGUCUUUAACAUUUGCACAACGAGGAGGACGACCUCCACCAAAUCCUGCACAAAUUCAAAAGAUGCUUGACGAAAAUGGGCAUCUGAUACAGACUAUACAGGAGUAUCAAAAUAAAGGAAAAGCUCAAGAAUGUUUACAAUACCAACAAAUUUUACAUAGAAAUUUAGUAUAUUUAGCAAGUAUAGCUGAUGCAAAUCAAAACAUACAAGUUUUGUUACCUCCACCACAACCUAUGCAUGGUGCUCCAGGAACAAAUCCUGGUGGUCCAGGUGAUAUGCCACCAAGUACUCAAGGACCAAUGGGGAAUUUUAGUCAUCAACAACCCGUUGGUUAUCGAGGUCCAGGUGUCCCACCACAAGGUCCAGUAAUGCCACAACGUCCAGGAUCUGCUGGUGGUGUACAACCAUACGGUCAACGAGGUUAUCCGCAAGGACAAUAUCCAUCUCAAUAUCCAGGGCCAAAUCAACAAGGACCUUACCCACCACAAGGGCAAGGUAACUAUCAGCAACCUUAUCCAAAUGGACCACCAGGGUCUCAGCCACAAGGUUAUCCUCCGCCAAAUACACAAAAUACUUAUGGUCAACCACCAACUACUACAGCUACUCACAACAAUUACGGUGGUCCUCCACAACCUAAUCAAAUGUAUCCAUCCGGUCCUGGACAACCUACGCCGUAUGGCCCUCCUCCCACUAAUGGUCCUCCAAACCAAAAUUCUACUUAUCCUCCAAAUGGUCCAGGACCUCAACAAGGAACUUACCCUGGCCCAAAUCCACCAACUAAUUAUGGACCUAAUCCAAAUCCGCCAACGCCAAGCUACGGACCACCUCCAAAUACAGGUCCUCCACCCCAAAACGCUUAUCCUAAUUCAAAUGCUCCAUAUCCUCCACAAGGUUAUCCUCCUGCUCAACAACCGUAUUCUCCUCCAGCUUCAACUCCACAACAAAAUCCACCAACGUCCGUUUAUUCCGGUCCUCCAAGCUCUGGUCCUGGGCCAGUUGGUUAUGGACCACCGUCUACUGCACAAUCACCGCCAUUUUCUCAACCGUCAUCAACGACAUACUCUCAAAGUUCAACAACAAAUGCUGCACCAACAACCACCAGUCAAAGCUAUACAUCGUCUGGCCCAGUCCCGCAACCAUCAACACAACCCAGCUACCCGCCACCACCAAAUCAACCUGGAUAUCCUCCACCACCUCCUGUACCAGUUACGUCUCAACCAUCAAGUCCAGCUCCUCAAAAUUUCCAACCACCACCAAGUCAACCUCCUUCAACGUCUGGGGCUCCACCGCCACCACAAUCAGUUCAAUAUAAUCCUCCACCUGGCCAAGGCUACGGACCUGCACCCAACACACCUAAUUAUGGUCACCCAUAUCCUCAUCCACAACAAGGAUAUCCUCCUCAAGGACAAUACCCUGGCCAAGGAUACAAUUAUCCUCGACCAUCUCCAGGACAGAUGCCACCGCCACCUCAAGGUGGACCACCUCAAGGCCAAUAUCAAUAUGGGAGCUACCAACCACCACCUCAAUAAUUGACUUAAUAAAUGUAUGUAUUGUUUAGAUCGGUAAAAAGAUUAUCAUGAAGAAAUUAUUUGAUCUUAAAUUCACUUAAAAACGAAUAUAUGCGAAAAAUCAGAUAGGCAAGCUAUCUUGAUUGGCUAAUUAUUAUACUUGAUUUUUAAUAAAUUGUUAAGGCGUAAAAUAGAGAAGACACGUUAGUAAGGAUUAGGGACUUCUGUUCAAAAUAUUUUUUAAUUCAUUAAAUGACUAUGGUCUAAUGCGUCGUACUCGUCGUAAAAUUAGUCUGUGGUCCUAAUUCGUAAAAUUUAAUUGUAGAUAAGCUUUUUUGCCUUUUAUACAAUUGAGGUCGUACGUUGGGUAGACUCUAGGGGGUUUGUGCUACAAAAAAGCUUUUUUGGAUAUUUUGGUGGCGUUUAUUGUAGAUAACCUCACAUAAAGCAGGGUGUAUGUUUUUUAUAUUUUAAAUACAACUAAUUGGUGAAUAAUAUACAGAUUUAAUAGUUGUCUAUUACAAUUUUUGAAUUAUAACAAAACAAUUUAUUGUAUGAGAAAUUGAAAAAUUUAUCGCUAUGUCUAUGUGUUACAUAUCAUUUGUGUUUACUUUCUUUUUUUUUUAUGAAAUAGUAAAAUAAACUAUGUGUCUUCUCUGUUAUAAACAUUUUAUGUAAAAAAUUUUGUUUACGUUUGCACUAAAGCAGAAAGGCCUACGAAAAUGCAAAAGAGUUGCAAGUCAAAAACUCAUACAUUGUUUUAUUAGAAAAAUUAAACUUUCGACUACCAGGUGAUAACGAUAUAUUAUUCUUAAUAAGCACCAUCUAUUAAGCCUAUUCUACAAUGCAAAUCGUAUGCCGUUUGUCGGAUGAUGCACGCAAGUGCAAUUAAAGGUCUAUUUUGACAUUUAUAUUUAAUGCAGAAAACAUCAAAAAAUGACAAAACGGCAGACCACAUACAACUCCAAAUUUAGAAAAGGCUUUAUCAAAUUCCAGAAAUUCUGAAAUCUCAAAAUGGGCGUAGAAAAUCUUUAUUGAAUUUAUAGAUAGUAUUGAAAGCGAAAAUCAUGAAUGUUAAUUAUCAAAUAAAAUGGUAUAACUACAGGUGUAACUGUAUAAAUUUCAAAUGUACUCCGAGUAGAUCAGCAAAAAUUUGGGCAUAAAUGCAUUUAUACUCAAAAUUUUUGUGCUUAAAUUGAAUAUAAUGUUUCUGGGUGCAAAACGGGUUCAAUAGGUGAAUAUCUUUUUUAAGAGAAGAUGUACAAGAAAAUCUCACUAAAUUAACUUUAGAAAAAGUUUGUAUUCAUGUAACUUUUGUAAUAAAUUGAUAUUUGCCGAGAAAGUUAUAGUAAAAAGUUAAGUUAAUGAAAAGUAAAAAAUGAGUUUAAAAAAAAUUUUUCAUUGAGUUUUGUAAAGCAGUAGCAGUAGGUUCUAAGAAAGAAAUGUCGGGUGUUUUUUAAGCUUUAAUUUUUGUAACGUAAUUAAACACAGAAAUGAUUAAUGUCAUUAUGGUAUUAUUCAAUAGGUAAUUUUAUACUAAUAUAUACUAAUGAUGUUCUCGAAAAUAAAGGUAUCAUGGCUAUCUGGAGUGAAGCAUAGAGUGUGAGUGAUACGAAUUCGAUAAUUAGAAUUAUUGUUUCUAGUGAUAAUUCCCGUUUUGUUAUGUAACGAUUUGAGAUAUAUAUAUGAAAUUCGAGCUGAGGCUGGUGUGUAUCUCCCCGUAGGAAUUUCCAAAACAUACAUUUUUUUGUGUGUAUUGACAUGUACUUUAAGAUUCUUGCAAAUUACAGCAUAUCCCGGAAAAACACAAAAUUUAUCUUACGGUAUUUGCUUUAAUUUAAAAAGGACAAACAAUUGAAUUCUUAAUCUACUAAUUAAAACCAACAACAACAAAAAUAUAAAACAUAACUUCCCACGGGGGGGGGGGUCUUAUUGGCGGCUUCACGGCAAUUAUUUAUGUAUUUUUUUAAAUUUAUUUAACAUUAUCUAAACUCUGCUAUUAUAUAGACUUCGUGAUGAUACUCAUUACUUUUAUGUGUUUAAUUUCGUAUUAAAAAUUAUAACUUAAAAAAGCACGCUUCCCGUUCAAUCGAAAA
This is a messenger RNA of Chrysoperla carnea, 3677 nucleotides long. Its product is annotated as proline-rich protein 2-like. Lineage: Eukaryota; Metazoa; Arthropoda; Insecta; Neuroptera; Chrysopidae. Bases 73 to 1602 code for a protein of 509 amino acids. The transcript has 2 exons. The record is from RefSeq and is a predicted model, not a curated record.